UAUUUCUUUAAUGAAUGAAACUAAUAAUUAUCAACCGUAGCUCUUAUAUAAAGAGAGAUUCAAGAACUUGGUAACAUCAACAAACAUUGAGCUUUACAAUUAUUAGAAGAAGAAACAACAAACUAAAGAGAAAAUAUGGAAAACAAGUACCAUGUUCGUUCCAAUAGUUUUCCUUCCCAAUCUCAUCCAAGCUCCACUAGAAUACAACAAGAGAUAAACAACAUCAAGACUUGGGAAGCCACAUCCACAUCCACAUCUGAUUCUGUUACCACUGGUCUUUACAUGCUUCAAGAUUUAUAUAUUUCAUUGGAAGAUCUUCUCAAUAUGUCAUCAACACAAAAUAUUAUUUCUCACCGUCAAGGUGAGAAAUGCGUGGAAGAGUUGUUAGAUGGUUCGGUGAAAAUUUUGGAUGUAUGUGGCAUCGCAAGGGACACCGUGUUACAGAUUAAGGAAAAUGUUCAAUCACUUCACUCUUCUCUUAGAAGAAGAAAGGGAGAUUCAAGCAUUGAAACAGGUGUAGCAGAAUAUAAAUUCUUCACAAAAAAGAUGAAAAAGAAUGUCACAAAGUUGAUCACAUCUUUAAAACAUAUGGAAUGUAAAUUUGGAGCUUCCUCGCUUUUGAAUCAAGAUCAAGACUUUGCUUUUGUUGUAAGAGUUCUUAGAGAAGUCAUAGUAAUUAACAUCUCCAUAUUUCAAUCCAUUUUGUCUUUCUUAGUUGGAUCUGCAUCAAAGUCAAAGGCAAACAAAUGGUUUAAAGUGGCAAAGUUGAUGCAUAAAAAGGAAGUAUCAUGUGAAGAGAAUUUGGAAAAUUUCAAUGAAUUGCAGUGUGUAGAAGCAUCUUUGAGAACCCUUUUAAGAGAAGGUUCAGAUGUUGCCAAGAUGCAGACUACACAUGAAAGAUUGGAGGAUUUGGAGAAUGCUGUUGAAAGGAUAGAAAAUGGUUUGGAGAGUGUGUUUAGGCGUUUGGUUAAAGCUAGAGUUUCUCUUUUAAACAUCAUGACUCAAUAGUUUGUUGGGUCUUUAUUUUCUUUCCAAAGCAUCCAAAUUUUAGGGAUCUGCUGAGGAAUUUUGUCUAAUCAAUUUGUAAAUUUUGUAUAGACACAUUUCAAUAGUAAUACAUUACAAUCAAAUACAAUGAAAAUUUUAUACUA
Molecule: messenger RNA, 1151 nt
Organism: Vicia villosa (hairy vetch)
Lineage: Eukaryota; Viridiplantae; Streptophyta; Magnoliopsida; Fabales; Fabaceae
Exons: 1
Coding region: 136-1008 (290 amino acids)
Biological process (GO): root development; shoot system development
Source: RefSeq, a predicted model, not a curated record